ACAAAAAGGACCUCCAUCUCAACCCUCUUGGCGCGAGCGAGCGAGCACGCACGCUCGCACAUUCUCUUCACAUAUCUGAAAAUUUUCCCUCUAUCCAAACUAAAAACAGACAAUUUGAAAAAGCGUAAGAAAAAGCGAAAAUAAAAAUCGCGGAGCUGUCUCUGCAAUCAGAAUACCACCGCCGCGUCCCUUUCUCUCUCUGUUUUUUUUUCCUUCUAGAUUUCAUAGGAAUAAUCUCCUGGGAAACAAACAAAUCUCUGCCCGUAACAACUCUCCACAUGUAGUUAAGUUAAAGCCUCUUCAAUCAACAUAACCGCUGUAGAUAAAAUUUCUAAGUCUAUCCACUUGCCUCGUUUUCUGGGAAAAAAUAAAAACAAAGCGUUUUUUUGGUUUUAAAGUUUAUAAUUAAUCCUCUUCCUCUUAGAAUUUUUUUUGUCGUUUGGGUUUGGUCUCUAAGAUUUUGACGUAAAAUCUCGAAUUUUCUGGGAAAAGAAUGAUGAGAAGGCAGCAUCAAGACGAGCAAUCUAGGAUCUUCUACGAGCUCUCCGCUCUGGUCCUCAACAUCCUCCGAUCCCCACCGUCUCCGAUUCCGUUCUCCGAAAAUUCUCAGCCGGCGGCGAUGACGACAUCGUCUUCGUCAGCCUCCCGGCGGCCUUAUUCGGCGGCGCAGAUCUCGCCAGCGGGGUUCGCUUCGCUGCUGCUGGGGAUUUCUCUGGCCCUGAUGCUCUGCGGAUCGGUCACUUUCUUCAUUGGCUUCAUAUUGAUGCCAUGGGUUCUCGGGCUGGUCAUGGUAUUGUACGUGGCCGGAAUCGUCUCGACCGUCUCGAUGCUCGGUCGCUCCCUUCUCUGUUACGCCACGGCACCGCCCACGCCGCGGAAGGACGUUCCUGCAUGGAAACUUAUGUGAAGAGAAGAGAUGGUUAUGAGAGAAGAUUGAAUUAUGUCGGGAAGGAUCUGGAUUGCGGCGAUGUUCUUGUGUAUAAUGCUCCUUCUAGCAACCAUAGGGACAAUUAGAACACUGAGCUUCUUAUUGAUGCAGGUAUUGUGCAUAAUUGUUGACUAACCUCUUGCUGGAUAUGUGGAUAGUAAUAGAUAUAGAGAAUUGUCAAAGAUUUUCAUGUACCACGUACUACCUACUGAGUUCCUAGUUGUAAGAAGUAGUAGGAACUAUUCCCAGUUUCUUUCUUCAUUUAUAUUUCAUUUUACUACGGGUUAAUCUUCUUUCGUGGUUAUGGAUAUAUAUACACAAUUGUAGCCAUUCGGCAUCAUAAUGGUCUCUCAUGUUUGCUUGUUUAUUUUCUGUAAGUGACAGUGUUCCAAAUCCUGACAAGAAUAGAGUUUUUGAACAUAUUAUUUAUUUA
This is a messenger RNA of Juglans regia (Persian walnut), 1361 nucleotides long. RefSeq lists its product as uncharacterized. Lineage: Eukaryota; Viridiplantae; Streptophyta; Magnoliopsida; Fagales; Juglandaceae. Bases 494 to 907 code for a protein of 137 amino acids. The record is from RefSeq and is a predicted model, not a curated record. The transcript is spliced from 2 exons.